AUGUCCUCAAUAGUUAGAAGUCGGCGGCCUCUUCCCGCCGGCGACGCUUCCGGUUAUCAAACUUUUACGAACUGCACAUUACCCACCUGUGAAGAAAUGGUUGAAGACACGAAGUUAGGACAAUUGGUUCCUGAAUCUGUAUUGAAGAAGCAAAAGAGAAGCGAAGAAUGGGCUUUAGCAAAGAAGCAAGAAACUGAACUCGUGAAGAAGAAGAAUGCUGCAAACAGGAAAUUGAUCUUCAAUAGAGCCAAACAAUACACGAAAGAGUAUGAAGAUCAGCAAAAGGAGCUAAUUCAAUUGAAACGUGAAGCAAGAUUGAAAGGUGGAUUCUAUGUCAACCCAGAAGCCAAAAUGUUGUUCAUCAUUCGUAUCCGUGGUAUCAACGCUAUGGACCCUAAAUCAAAGAAGAUUUUGCAGCUUUUACGUUUGAGACAGAUAUUUAACGGAGUCUUCUUGAAAGUCAACAAAGCAACAUUAAACAUGCUUCACAGAGUAGAACCAUAUGUUACAUACGGGUAUCCAAAUUUAAAAAGUGUCAAGGAGUUGAUAUACAAGAGAGGAUAUGGAAAGCUCAACAAACAAAGAAUUGCACUCACGGAUAAUUCUAUUGUUGAACAGGGUUUGGGGAAAUUUGGGUUGAUUUGUGUGGAAGAUCUUAUACAUGAGAUUUUGACUGCGGGCCCACAUUUUAAGGAAGCGAAUAACUUUUUGUGGCCGUUUAAAUUGAAGGCGCCACUUGGUGGGAUGAAGAAGAAGAGGAAUCAUUAUGUUGAAGGUGGUGAUGCUGGAAAUCGGGAAGAUUAUAUCAAUGAACUCAUCAGGAGAAUGAAUUAGAUUUUUGAUAAUAUGUUUUCGUUUUUGUUUUUCUUUUGGUGAUAUGUUGUUAUUUGGAAUUUAUUUAUGUUUAGUUAUUUAUUUGCAUGCUUUAUGUCUAUUCAUGUGUGUUUUUUUUUUAAUAUGGAG
Messenger RNA from Lactuca virosa, 963 nucleotides. NCBI's taxonomy places the organism in Eukaryota, Viridiplantae, Streptophyta, Magnoliopsida, Asterales, Asteraceae. The record is from the annotation of a GenBank genome assembly.